AUGAAUAAAACAAAAGGUUUCUAUGUGACGCAAGUGUUAUGCCUAGCCAAUGGUGCUAUUCCCACAUUCGCAAAGAAACUGGCUUCUGCGGAGGGAUAUGCUUACAGCAUUGGUGACCAGCUCUUGGUCUGGUCAACCUCAGCCACCGGCAAAAAGUCACCCAUGCAAUCGUUUUUCACUAAUCUUCAACUUGAAAACCAAAUUGCUGUCAAAGAUGAGACAAUCGCAACAACGGAUGUGAAAGCCGAUAUCAUUUUUGUGCUCGAUUUAGCGAACUUGAAUGACAACGCCAACUUCAACUUGAUGAUUCAAUACUUCAACGAUUUUACCGCGAAGUUCACAAUUGGGCAAUUCAACGCUCAAUUUGCUGGCAUGUCGUUUGGAAGUCAGAUACAAGAUCAGUUCACGUUGUUGACAUGCGGAAAGAAUCUCACUCUGGGAUGCAUAGAAAAUGAGUUAAGCAAAUGGAAAUCUUCAGCUGCAAACGAUUCUGGUUAUCUUGUACAAGCACUGAAAUCAUUGAACGAUGAUCAACUGAUGUCUGCAAGUGGCUGGAGACAAUCGAAGACUUAUAUUCUGAUAUUUUCAGCUCAAGCACAUCCCACCUGGAACAUGGAUGAGCUAAACGAAGCUUGUCUGCUUCUCCACAACAAAAACGGAUUUAUUUACUAUCUCGACAUGGCAAAUGGAGUUAUGCCAGCUGAUAUGAAGAAAUAUUUUGAUGGAAACUUCUCAAUCAGUGACCCGAGUCACUUAAAACUUAAUUCAACAGCUGAUCAAGAUUUAGUCCUCGCUGUCACAUCAAGUUACCAUGCCUUCCAAUAUCCAAUACCAAUGAAUUUGUCAAAUGUCAUUGCUGAUUUUGUUUUUAUAGUCGAUCUUUCGGAUCCUGGAAUUUGGACAGAGGUCCAAGCAGUACUCUCAAAUCUUAUCAUUGGAAUGAAUAUCAGCGCCUAUAACUCUCAGGUUUUCCCUCCAACAAGAACAACGUACAUCAUCCAAACACUUGCAUUGAUCCCCGAUACUUCAGUGGUCAACAAAUUUUUUAGCUACAUCACUGACACAUAUACGCUUUUCGUCACUCAACCAACGACCACAAUGGAGACAAAGAUCACCACCACUGGUUACACUUGUCCUGGAUGCAACCCGCCAGCCUCAAGCAUUAUCCUACUGAUAGCAAAGAGCUAUAGCAACCCUUUUUACACAAGCUCAUGGUGGCUCAAUCAAACCGUCUCGAUGAUCACUCAAUUGAGUGAAAACUGGAGUAAUUUUGACCGAAUAUCAAUCCUCUCCUUUGAUAGUGAUGUCUACGUGGAAAAAGGUCUUCACAAUAUGAAUAACUUCUCAGAGUUCUCGAAUGUACUUCGCAAUAUUCAGUCGAACAAUGGAACAUUGGAUUUGGCCAAAGCUUUACAAAUGAUUGAUGAGACUUUUAAACCGUAUGCUGGUAUGCCGCAAAACGUUGUGCUCUUCAUGGGUGAUGGUGUGAAUGACACCAUGGCCAAAGCAAUUCCUUAUGCCCAAAAUCUGAUGGCAAAAGGAACUGUUUUAGCGGUUUCGAUAAAUGGAACUUUAUACACGCAAGUCGCCUCCAACAACUCGGCAAUCUCUUGCUUUGCCUACAGUUACAUUCCCACAGCAUAUGGCUGCGCUAUGGAAAUUGAUAGACUUUUGGGUGCUAUUGUGCCGACUACAACAACAACGACAACAACGACAACAACCACACAAUCAACAACGACUACAACUAAGAUUCCUAUGACCUCUGACUAUGAACUUUCUACAGAACCUAAUAUGACAACUCCAAAUGGAACACCCUCAACUGUGACCCCGACUGGAUCGACCACAAGGGGAGGAACUCCAACUGACACCACAUUGAACACCACAACAACGACGACCACAACAACGACGAACACAACAACGACGACCACAACAACGACGAACACAACAACGACGAACACAACAACGAUGAACACAACAACGACGAACACAACAACGACGACCACAAUAUCGACGACCACAACGGAAGCAACCCCGACUGACACCACAUUGAACACCACAACAACGACUACCACAACGGGAGCAACUUCAACUGACACCACAUUGAACACCACCACAACGGGAGCAACUUCAACUGACACCACAUUGAACACCACCACAACGGGAGCAACUUCAACUGACACCACAUUGAACACCACCACAACGGGAGCAACUUCAACUGACACCACAUUGAACACCACCACAACGGGAGCAACUUCAACUGACACCACAUUGAACACCACCACAACGGGAGCAACUUCAACUGACACCACAUUGAACACCACCACAACGGGAGCAACUUCAACUGACACCACAUUGAACACCGCAACAACGACGACCACAACUCCUAACACCGGACCGCCUAUUUCAACAACCACUGACAUGAACACAACAACUUCGGACUCGUUGGCGGGAAGAAAUGUGGACAUCGUUCUCCUCCUUGACACCUCAUCCACCGCUGAGCCGUACUUCGGUGACUACAUCACAUUCGUGAAAACGUUCUUCACGGCGUUCACGGUGAGCCAAGCGAGAACGAGGAUUGGAAUUGUGGCCGUUCCCGGAGAUGAGCUUGCAACGUUCCCCCUUGCUGUACUUGGACAAAUUGGUAAUACGACUCAACUCUUCGCAAUUCUUGACAACAUCAAGAACCACUUCACCGAUUUCUCAGAUCAAGGCCAAUAUGCUGGAAAAGCCCUUGAUUUUGUCCGUCAAUUCUAUAUGUCACCGGGGAAUAGUUACCGACCAGAGAUAAACAACCAUUGGAUCAUCUAUUUGACAUCGGCGGUCAACAUUACCGACUUGGAUGAUGCUAUCACUAAUGCGAACUUCUUAAAGUCUGGCAAGUACUACUCGAUUGCUGGAAUCGCUUAUGGAACUGGAGUUAUGGACAAACUGACGCUUGAGAAAGUUUCACCCGUUCAAUUGUCCAAUGUCGAUCUCCAAUGGCCACAAGAUCACCCGGAAGAGAUUCUCCCCAGCGACGAUCUAGUCAACUUCGGGUUUUUCUUCGUGCAGAUCACUCAAUAUUUGCGCAAGUCCAACUGCUGGAGCUCGUGUCAAAACUUUCUCACGAUGGAUUCAACUCAAAUCAUCCGCAACAAGCCAUGUCUCUGCAAGCGUGUCAACGACCAAUCAGAUGUCGAUCUCUCCGCUUAUUUCUAUGCAAUGGGAGGUGCCAUGUUGCCCGGCCACCGAAAUUGGACUCGUCAAGAUCAGCAG
Mesorhabditis belari is the source of this 3255-nucleotide messenger RNA. Lineage: Eukaryota; Metazoa; Nematoda; Chromadorea; Rhabditida; Rhabditidae. The record is from the annotation of a GenBank genome assembly.